GAAAUUUUACUGUGGCGGUUUCAAAGGGCGAAGUCUGACCGAACCAAUGAAGAUGUUCUGGAUACUUGUUUUCACACUUUUUGCUGUGCCAAGCAUGGGGGAAGUUUUUACCUCCAUGACGGACAUGAGUCGGCUCCUUGUUACAGAAGGGGAGAUGAUACGAGCAGUUGAAAAUUACAUAGUGGCACAAGAGGAAAAACUCAUGAAGUUGAAAAGAGAUGUCUUAGAGAUGGAACGAGUCCAUGAUGAAGCAUCUCGUUCCCCUGAAGCAUUUUUGGGCAACCCAAUUAAUGCUUACCUGUUGGUCAAGAGGCUUACUGUGGACUGGCUUGACCUUCAGAAUAUUAUGACAGAUGAUAGUACUGGCCAAGCCAUGUUAAACAACCUAACAAGCAUGGCAUCAAUGCUUCGCUGGCCAGAUGAAGAGGACCUUAAUGGGGCAGCAACAGCCCUUAUGCGUCUCCAAGAUACAUAUAAGCUGGACACAUCACAGAUUGCAAGUGGUGACAUUCUAGGGAAGAAAAGAGCAUACAGAGAACUUACAGCUGCUGACUGCUUUGAGCUUGGUCGCCAGAGUUACAAUGGGGGUGAUCAUUAUCAUACAGUAUUGUGGAUGAAUGAAGCUCUUGACAGGCAAGAAACGGAAGGCAACAAGACUGUUGAACGGGCAGACAUCCUGGAAUACCUAGCCUUUUCAACUUAUAUGCAGGGAAAUAUCCGUCAGGCUCUGAAGCUUACAGAUGAACUGCUGGAAGAGCGUCCUAACCACCAGAGAGCUCAGGGAAAUAAAGUGUAUUAUGAAGAGGCCUUGCAACAGCAGAAGACACAGAAGAGAGGGGAAUUAGGAGAUUUCAUGGAAGAUGAUGCUUCAGCUGUUGAGAAGAUUGAACGUCAAGCCUAUGAGCGUCUGUGUCGUGGUGAAGGAAAGUUGCCACUGGAAAUGUUACUGAAACUCCAUUGUUUCUACAAGAGUGGUCCUUCUGCUUACCUACGUUUAGCUCCUGUGAAAACUGAGAUUGCACAUAUCCAUCCAACAAUUCACAUUUUUCAUGAUGUUCUCGUUGAUUCGGAGAUAUCAGUGAUCAAAGAGUUGGCAACACCAAUGUUCAAGCGUGCUACUGUUCAGAACUACAAGACAGGAGAACUGGAAACUGCUUCUUACAGAAUCAGUAAAUCAUCAUGGCUCAAAGCAGAAGAUUCUAAGACUGUAGCUAAGGUGAAUCAAAGGAUUGAAGAUAUUACAGGUCUGAAUAUGCAGACUGCUGAAGAAUUACAGGUGGCAAAUUAUGGGAUUGGAGGCCAUUAUGAACCACACUUUGAUUAUGCACGGCGAGAAGAGAAAGAUGCCUUUAAAUCUUUAGGCACUGGUAACAGAAUUGCAACUUUCCUGUUUUAUAUGUCCGACGUUGAUGCUGGUGGCGCAACUGUUUUCCCACAACUGGAAUUAUCACUGUGGCCCAAGAAGGGCUCAGCAGCCUUCUGGCACAACCUGCAUCCCAGUGGCGAAGGUGACACCCUCACAAGACAUGCUGCUUGCCCUGUAUUAGUUGGUACCAAGUGGGUGUCGAAUAAGUGGAUUCAUGAACGCGGCCAGGAAUUCAGGAGACCCUGUGAAUUAGACCCUAGGGCAUUAUAAUUCUUUAAUCUGUAGCAUCUGUCCCCUUUUUACGUUCAUUGUGUGCAUGUCUUGUCAGUGUGUUUACAUGAAGAAAGUUUUAUAUUACCUAUAUUAUUUAGCUUGUUUUCAUCCCAUGGACUAUAAGGCAUUCAAAUUACAGUCUGUUUUGUAAAUGCAAAGUUUCUCUAGAAGAUAUGUGGCUAGUUAUUGAAAAAUCUAAUUGCAACCUGUGAUUUAAGUUUAGGUUGAGACAAGGAAGAAAAGCACAUAAUAUUACAAAGCUACCUUCCAUUCUAAAAGUUUUCAUAGUCCAGUCAAAAGAGGUUGUAAAAAUGUAUUCACAUUAUAAAGUAUAGAAACUUUUCAGCUUUUUGUGAUUAUAUUUGUGCAAAUUAUGCAUUCUACACUCCUGUAAUGAAAGUGACUUAAAUAAGAUAAGAAAGCAAAGGCAUUAAUAUAUAAUAGAAGACUUUAUUGCAUAAGUGUGUACAUAAAAAGUGUAAGUAGAUAGGAUUGUCAAGGAUGUUCAGAAAACAUGGCAUCUUUGUAAAAGUAGGUGUCCUGAGAAUAUUAAAGAUCCUGACAUAUUAUGAUUGCAGAUGUCUGUUGCAAGUAUGCUUACCUGUCAGUCAGAAGUUCCCUAUUUAAACAAAAUGCCAUACUUUAACACAUCAUAUAAAAAGUGAGGUAUGACUUGCUGACAUCAAUGAUGUGUGUGUACACCAAGUUUAUAGGACUGUUCACAUGUUAAUGCAAUAUAAAUAUUGUUUUACUUGAUAGUCAUUCAAAUGGUCAGAGUACAUAUAGAGUAGGAAUCAAUGUUGAGUGAGUAGCUGCAUAGAACUGUGUCAUAAAUGUAUCUUAAUUUAUCCCUAUGAAGAUCAUUAGUAUAUACUAAAGUAAGUGCAUUGCAGAACCUAAAUAAUUCAGAUUUGAUAUGUUGAUCUCAUUUUAAUAAGAUUUACAGAAGUAGGUCUUCAAAAAUUUCAGACCUUGGGUAUGCAGUCCUUUUUGCAAGUUAUCAUGAAAUUGAUUAAAUGUAUGUUCUGUAUAAGGAACAUUUUUUUUUUUUUUUAAUCAACUCACUGUGUCCAUGGAUGAUGUGAAGAGCUCUCAUAGCAGUAUAUUUAUUGAUAUACUGAUACUUGCACAAAUUUCAAACUCUUCUGCUCAUCUUAUAAACAAGUUUUCUUAUUGUGCACUGGUGUCCUGUACAGGUUGUAUAAUUGUUUUUACAUUCAGAAAUUUUGCUUAGUUAUUUGGAAAUACAGAGUUUAGGCAAACAGAAAAAAUGUUCUCUGGAAUGCGUUAUUAUAUUCUUAUGCCAGUUGUAAAGAAAUAUAACAGUGUUGGAACUGGUAUUCCAAAGUAUUUGAUUUUAAUUGUAUAUAUAUAUAACUUAUAGUAUUGUAACUGAAUUGUUUUGACCAAGGCAUUUGGGCACUGCAAAAGUAAGAUUACGGAGGUGCCAUAUGACCCAAUAUAUUUUUUUUAUAUGAAUGUUUGUUUUGGAAGUGUUCAAUGUAAUAAAUGAAGGCUUUUA
Messenger RNA from Penaeus monodon (black tiger shrimp), 3161 nucleotides. RefSeq names its product prolyl 4-hydroxylase subunit alpha-1-like (gene PH4alphaEFB). NCBI's taxonomy places the organism in Eukaryota, Metazoa, Arthropoda, Malacostraca, Decapoda, Penaeidae. Gene Ontology annotation, cellular component: endoplasmic reticulum. Gene Ontology annotation, biological process: peptidyl-proline hydroxylation to 4-hydroxy-L-proline. The record is from RefSeq and is a predicted model, not a curated record. Gene Ontology annotation, molecular function: L-ascorbic acid binding; iron ion binding; protein binding.